UGGCGUCCCCCGCAGGCCGCCGUGGCGGCGGCGCCCCUCGCUGCCCACGGGCCCCGCCGUCCCAUUAACGUGCGGCCCUUCCCCUUCUAGGUGCUGCUGCUGCGACACGGCGGGGCGAGCAUGGGACCGGCGGACCCGGUGCAGAAGAUCAGUAUCAGCGCCGAGAGCCCCCGCGGGAGCGAGAGGAACGGCGGCGGCUCGGCGCUGGCGGGCGUUGACGGGGCCGCCCCCGGCAGCUGGAGACACAAGUGUGCGGCCUAUGUGCUGGCGCUGCGGCCCUGGAGCUUCAGUGCCUCGCUGACUCCUGUGGCGCUGGGCAGCGCGCUGGCGUACCGGGCCGAGGGAGCCCUCGACCCGGGGCUGCUGGUGGGAAGCGCCGUGACCGUCCUGGCUGUGCACGGGGCCGGCAACUUGGUGAAUACCUACUAUGACUUUUCCAAAGGCAUCGAUCACAAGAAGAGUGAUGACAGGACGUUGGUGGACCAGAUUUUGGAGCCGCAGGAUGUAGUCCGGUUUGGAGUCUUUCUCUAUACCGUGGGCUGUCUCUGCGCUGCUGGGCUCUAUGCUGUCUCCACGCUCAAGCUGGAGCACCUGGCCCUGAUUUACUUUGGAGGACUUUCCAGCUCCUUCCUUUAUACCGGAGGAAUUGGAUUUAAAUACGUUGCGCUUGGCGACGUGGUGAUCCUGAUCACCUUUGGGCCCCUGGCUGUCAUGUUUGCCCACGCAGUGCAGGUUGGUUACCUGUCCGUGUCACCCCUGCUCUACGCCGUCCCUCUGGCCCUCAGUACCGAGGCCAUCCUGCACAGCAACAACACGCGGGACAUGGAGUCCGACCGGCAGGCGGGGAUCGUCACCCUGGCCAUCCUCAUUGGCCCCACCUUCUCCUAUAUUCUCUACACCGUGCUGCUCUUCUUGCCCUACCUGAUUUUCUGUGUGCUGGCCACACGCUACACCAUCAGCAUGGCGUUGCCACUGCUCACCAUCCCCAUGGCAUUUUCACUGGAAAGACAGUUCCGGAGUCAGAGCUUCAACAAAAUUCCUCAGCGGACAGCCAAACUCAAUCUCCUGCUGGGGCUUUUCUAUGUUUUUGGCAUUACGUUGGCACCAGCUGGUGCUCUGCCCAAACUGUGAAAAGAGCUGGAGGGUCAGGCCUCAUAAUUCACUAUUCAUGCCAAUGGACAGUGGAUGUUAGGAGUAAAUGACCCAUUGUGGACAGUGAGAAGAAUGGAAAGACCACCUUGCGCUGUUGAUAAUGAAUGUUAUGAUUUCUGGUCUUGGAUAGCUUAUACAAUAGACUUCAAAGAAGUGAUUUGUCACUUCUUCAGAAGGGGAGAACUGUGUGGUUUUGCUUUGAGGAACAAGGUGACAUAAGGUCAAGGAAAUGUUGGAAGAACCUCAUCCUUCUGCCACCUAAUUUUUUCACUGUCAGUUCAAGAGCCUCAAAUCACACCCUCUGUUCACUUUACAAGCACAAUGAUUGCUCUUAUCACUUCUUUUCUUACAGUGGCGAAAGAGUCCAGUGACUCCCGUAUGGGGAUCAGAAAACACUGCCAAAUGUUUGGCAUCACAACCUAGGUGCCAUUAAUUCACUCCCUUGUUAGUGUAUUUCAUAAUCAUCUGUUCUAUGUUUUAAUUUUUUUUGCUUUUCCCUAGCCAAAUUUCGAGCUUUUGUUUCCGAGCUCCCUGAAAUGCACUAGAUACUGAUUCAUGAACUAUUGCUUCUGCUUGUUCCAUAUAAUCUAGAAAUUUCAAAGUUGUAAAUCUCUGGGUUGUGGUGCUAAAAGGGAGCACAAAUAACCCACUGCACAAACUUUAGGCCAGAACCAGUAAAUCCGUUCUCUGCUACAAAAGCUGGAGCUGUAAAUGCAAACCAUGCAACUGGAAAGCCCUCAAUGAGUAGAAAAACAAACGGUUUCCAUUUUUAUAUUUGCUUAGAAUUUACUCUCUGAAAUGACAGUUUUUGAGUUAAGGGGGAGCUGACAGAGUGCCAGAUUUCUCUGAAUAUCUAUGGAUUAAUGGAUACAUAGGUGGACAACAAAUCCUUGAUUUAAAAAACCAGAUUUUUAAAUUUGUUUUUCUCUGUUUAUUUAGAGUAUUAUUCACAGUAUUAUAGUAAAAAGUCUUAUUGUAAGAAGCCCAGUUCAGCAAAGAAGAAAGAUAUAGUGUUAGAAAUAACGAAUCUGGAUUAUUGCAUUGGUUCUGCAUAAAAAUUAGGACUGCAAACAGGAAGAAAUCAAUUUUGUUAACAAGAUUUUUCCUAAUGGAGUCCAGAGUUUUUGUCACUGAAUCACAAUUAAGUGCUCUCUGAAGGGAAGUUCCUCACCUCUUUUCCCCACUGUACACCUUACAGUGCUGCUUUGUUUCCUGCUGCAGAUCUUGCCACUUGCUGUUCAUGUGGCCCUUUGGGGAGUUGAUUAUUUCAGCAGUUGUGUAGCUGUGUGAAAAACAUGCCAAACAUAAUGGGGCAAAUAUGUGCCUUCCAGUGCAAAGAUGGAUUUGAUCCAUAACACAUUACUUGGUGGCAACUGAAUUCUCUUCUAUGUUAUUAAGUCCUGCUUGCAGAUUUUCAUAAAAAGCUCAGCAGGAGCUGUGGAAAGCUCAGAGGAACUGACACAGGUGCUGGACCAGAGCUCCUGGUGCCAGGUCACAGCCUUGCUUUUGAACAAGUGUGUGUGUGUGUGAAGCACUGUAUGAAGGGCGUUUACACACGAGCAAUAAACUAGCAAUAAACUCACGUGGUGUAACCCUGCAUCUGUCACAGGUAAGUUAUGCCCUUCUGUAAAUCUGAAAGAGCCAAAUGUCCCAUUAGUGGGCUGUACUGACAGCAGUAAAGCUGAGUUGAUGGUACCAGCUUACAUGGUACAGCUCUUUAGAAACUGGUUUUACAGCUUCACGUUAUCCAGUGUUACGCAGCAGUUACAUCUGAGCUGAAGUCAGUGGGAAGGAGUCUUUGCAGGCCUAUUAAUUGAGCCACAGUUUCAUCCUUUAUUUAUUAAAAUGGGCAAAAGAUCUCUCUGUUCUGCCUAGGCACAGGACAAGAAAAUAUGGAUUUCAGCAACUUUCUACAGGAAAAUACUUGUUAGGAUUAAAAUGCAAAAGUUCAGCUCGGAUGGAUGGAGGGAGAUAUCCAGAAGGGUUUUGGAAACUGUUUUCAAUGCAGAUAUACACAACAGAAUUUCUACUGUUGCUUCUUGAGGACAGAAUGAAGAAGAGCCUGGCUUCAAUACCCAUUGCACAUUUCUGCAAACCAAAAGCUUUUGCAGGGAUAAGUAAGGGCUGAGCUGACAAAUCUGUUAACCUUGCAAUAGGGGAUAUGCAGCUUUAUUGGGUUAAUCCUGCUCUUUGUAGCAGCUGUGCUUCAUUUCAGGAUAGCCUGGUUUUGAAUAGCUUUCAUUUUCAAAGAAUGGUUAGUUAUCCUUUCUCUACUUCUUUUACAGAAACUAGAAAACUCCAGCUAAAUUCCUGAAAGUAACUUGGCUUGUAUCUGUGAUAACUGUAAUUGUAAUAAUGGGAAGGUUAUUUGUGCCGUGGAGUAUGUAACUCUUACUGUAUCUUGACUACCCUUUCCUGGGUAGGAUGUCUACUCAGGGCUGGAAAGGACCAGGGCUUUUUGAUACUAAGAUGAAACAGCUCAUUAGUACAAAAAUAUGUGUAUGGAAUACUUUCCAAGGUAGGGGGGGUUCAAAGUAUUUUAAUAGUGAAACUGAGAUGAAAAUUUGGUAAUUCCUUGCUAGCAGAUGCUGGUUGCCUCCAAUUCCCUCUCUUUGAAAAACAGUAUCAUUCCAGGUUCUUAGGGAUAAUAAUAGCUAACACAUUCUUCACCAUGGUUUUGAGGAAGUCAUUUAACUUCUCUGUGUCUCAGAAAACAGCUGUUUUUUGCCUGUCUUACAGGAAUGCUGAGCUGACAUCUUUGUCAAAGAGAGCUUUGAAAGUAAAAAGUGCUUUAUCUCUGUGUGCUUUCCAAAAAACUUGUUAGUACUAGAAAACAUUUUAGAUACAAACUAACACAAACUAACACAUUAGCCAAUGUGAUUAGGCCAAGAUAAUCCUCACAUAUAAUCAGUGACUGGUAAGAGAGGUUCAUUUAUUGGUUUGCUUUGUGAUAAAGAUGCUGGCUCUCUUCCCCUACCCCCUUUUCCCUGUCCCAUGCUACUUCCCCUGAAUAUAAACUUGAGAAACUUCCUUCAGGUCACUCUUGAUGAGCUGUAUUGCAGUGUGAUGAGUGGGCACUGGGAGAUGAACAGAUCUGUAGCCCAUCUGUUAGUGUGUCCUAAAGCACCUCCUGGCCUUUCUUCUUACCCAAUAAACUGAAUGUUACUCAUUUAAUUAUGCUAUGCUUGAUUCUUUUCUAUUACUCAAGUUGUAUUUUUGCACAUGCAUUAAAACAUGGUCACGAAAGAGGGUCUUCAUCUGCCACGUUUAUAGUAUAAGUGCCUGGAAAAUCAUACUUUUUUUGGUGUAAAAGUCCUUCUAUGAAUCCAGUAGCCCUGUCCGUCCUUAUCACAAGACAAACAGUUUUGUAGCAGUGAUAAUUUCCUACUAAUGGCAGACUUAGAAUAGUUCUGGUUAUAUUAAUCAAUGUGCAGAAUUUUCUCUGAUGCAGUUUUCUGUGCCAUGUACUGUUCAGUUUUUAUAAGGAGGUUUCAGCUGAACUUUAACACCUUUAAUAAAGAUGAACUUUCUCAUCCUCA
Hirundo rustica (Barn swallow) is the source of this 4691-nucleotide messenger RNA. It is a transcript of the gene UBIAD1, whose product is annotated as UbiA prenyltransferase domain containing 1. The transcript is spliced from 2 exons. Lineage: Eukaryota; Metazoa; Chordata; Aves; Passeriformes; Hirundinidae. Gene Ontology annotation, biological process: vitamin K biosynthetic process; menaquinone biosynthetic process. Gene Ontology annotation, molecular function: prenyltransferase activity. The record is from RefSeq and is a predicted model, not a curated record. Gene Ontology annotation, cellular component: Golgi membrane; endoplasmic reticulum. The coding region runs from base 121 to 1131 and encodes 336 amino acids.